This is a messenger RNA of Thermochaetoides thermophila DSM 1495, 1383 nucleotides long. Its product is annotated as putative pheromone protein. The record is from RefSeq and is a predicted model, not a curated record. Lineage: Eukaryota; Fungi; Ascomycota; Sordariomycetes; Sordariales; Chaetomiaceae. The coding region runs from base 1 to 1383 and encodes 460 amino acids. The transcript has a single exon.
AUGAAAUACACCUUCCCCUUCACCAUCCUGGUGGCGGCCGUCGCCGUCGACGCGGCCGCCGUCGACUCGGUCAACGAGAAGCACUGGUGUGAGAUGGCUGGCCAAGCCUGCGAUACCGUCAAGCGCGCGGCCGAAGCUUUUGCCAACGCCCUCUCUGAGACCUCCCACCUGGCAGCCCGUGACGACUCCAUGAGCGAGACAGCCUUCAUUGCCCGCCGCCAACUGGACGAACUGGCCCUUGCCAUCGCCGCCAGCCAUCACAACCCCGUCGUCUACUACAACGCCCUGCGCUUCGGGUACCAUCCCUACGAAGAAGAGGACGCUGGCGAAGACAUUAGCAGCAGCAACGACGAUGACAAGAAAACUGAGAAGCGCGGCCUCAGGGGCAGCUGGUGCACCCGCUUCCCGGGCCAGCCCUGCUGGAAGCGCGAAUGGAACCCUGAGAAGCGCGAGGCUGUCGGCGUCUGGUGCAGCCAGCUGACUGGCCAAGCGUGCUGGGCACAUGAGAGAGACCUUGAAGCUGCUGGCGUCGAGAAGCGCGGCUUGAGGGGUAGCUGGUGUACCCGCUUCCCGGGCCAGCCUUGCUGGAAGCGUUCGGAUGGUACUGAGACGCUUGACCCUCGUGAGGCUGCCGACCCAAGUGCCCUCCUCCUUCCCACUGCUCAACCCGAGAAGCGCGGUCUGAGAGGUAGCUGGUGUACCCGCUUCCCCGGCCAGCCAUGUUGGAAACGUUCCGACGGUACGGAAACCCUUGAUCCACGUGAAGCUGCCGACCCUUUUUCUGUUCUUCUACCCUUGGGUCAGCCAGAGAAACGUGGCUUGAAGGGCAGCUGGUGCACACGGUUUCCCGGCCAGCCAUGCUGGAAGCGCUCCGACGGCAGCGAGACUCUCGACCCCCGCGAAGCAGCCGAUCCAACCGACAUUCUGCUCCCGGUCGAAAAACGUGAGGCUUCAACACAAUCUCGGUGCACUGGGCAGUCAUGCUGGAAGCGCUCCGAGGUCUCCGCCUCCAAAGGCAGUGCCUCCCCGCAAUCCUGCACCCGUUUCGUCGGUGAGUCCUGCUGGAAGCGCGAUUCUAGCCCCGACGCUCUCUGUCAACACAAGCGGUGCAUCUCCGAAGGCGGCGCUUGCUGGCGGGCGAAGCGUGCCGCCGAGGCCGUGAUCUCCGCGAUCGACGCAGGGAAUGCAGCAAACGCUCAUCACACCAAGAGGGAGGUUGAGAAACAGUCGUGGUGUAAAUUGUUCCCGGGGCAGCCGUGCUGGAAGCGGGCGGCGGAAGUGGAAAGGAGUUGUUAUGGCCCGGCGGGGGCGUGCACUAAGGCGACGCGGGAUCUGCAUGCGAUGUAUAAUGCGGCGAGGAGCAUUCUUGAGGCCAAUAACUAA